GAGAGAGAGAAAAUGUCCAAGUCAUGUAAUCAGAGAUUGUGGAUUGUUUCAUUCUGUAUACAUGACCAGGCUCUCCAAUACUGACCUAUCACUUUUCAGUAACUGUUUAUAAUAUUCAUGUGAAAUUUCUUUUUACCAACCUCUAAUAACCUUUGGGAGUUAAGGAUCGGACACGGCAUUAUGCGGAUACAUUGGCUCUAUCAGAACCCGUAAAAACUUGGAUUGUAGCUUGUUCACACAGGAGGAAAGUUUGCUUGGAGCUGUUUGGAGGCAAAAUUCAAUGAUAUGCGCAGGAUGGAGCACACUGUUGGAUUUCCGAUUCAAAUUUGACUGUUGAGUACGAGCACAGCAGUAUUGAGUGGACAAAAAAGAGGAAAGGAGAGGGUGAUGAUGGGAAAUAUUAACAAGACAUCUAGAAAAAACAGUACAAAGAGUAAGGGGUCCUCUCCUGUAGAGCGAAGCGGGUCCCCGCUGGCAACAGCCGUGCUCGGGGGCCUGAGAGAUGCAGGUGAGAUGGGCACAGAAGAAGACGAGGAAAGAGGGAGUGAGCCGGAAUUCGAUGAGCCGCUCUGCGCUCUGGUUAAGAACUGCAACAUGUUGCACAACAUAGUGGGGCCUGCGUGUGUUUUCCUCAAACAGGGCUUCGCACAGAGCCAGCUCGACAGAGACCUGCGGCCUGAGGAAAUGGAAGAGUUGCGUGAGGCAUUCAGAGAAUUUGACAAGGACAAGGAUGGCUUUAUCAGCUGUAAGGACCUUGGCGAGUGCAUGAGGACUAUGGGAUACAUGCCAACAGAAAUGGAACUGAUAGAGCUCAGCCAGCAGAUCUGUGGCGGCAGAGUAGACUUUGAAGACUUUGUGGAGUUGAUGGGUCCAAAAAUGCUGGCUGAGACUGCAGACAUGAUUGGAGUCAAAGAGCUGAGAGAUGCCUUUAAAGAAUUUGACUCUGAUGGAGAUGGUCAGAUUAGCCUUGGGGAGCUGAGAGAAGCCAUGAAGAAGUUGAUGGGAGAACAACUCAACCACCGCGAGAUCGAUGAGAUCCUGCGUGAUGUUGACCUCAACGGGGACGGACAGGUGGACUUUGAGGAGUUUGUCCGAAUGAUGUCUCGCUGAUCGAAGCGUCUAUGCUGCAGUGAAAGGGGACUACACGCUGUUAAUGUUGUAAUUCUUCUUGCUAUACAUUGUUUGUAUCCACCCUUUUAUUCUGUAACAGGUGUGGGAGAACCCUCUGCAUGUGUUAAAGCUCUGCAACAAUGUAAUGUGACUGUUGAGAAUUUGAGUCAUGUAAUGGAAUGAUGUGAAAUAGAAGGGCAGCUGAGCAAGGUAAUGCUCAUGGUCAAAUAUUCUGAAUAGAAUAAAAGUGAUGGAUAAGAAAAUUAAAAAAACUGACUUUCAUAAGACAAACCUGCUGCUCGCAGACAAAUUUUUCACCAUGACUAACCUCAAUUCAGACUUCAAGACUUUGGACUUCAAUCCUGACCAUGUUAAUGUGACUGUUGAAGCAACAUUAGCGACAUUGCACGUAUUUUGUUUUAUAGCAGCCACAAAUACUCAGGGGCUCAACAACUAAAGUAAUCCGGUGUCUUUUUUCAUCGUCACAAUUUAGAUUAUAACACUAAGUGAAUGUGAUAACUAAUGUUUAAGAUGGAAAAUACGGUAUAGACGCCCUAAUUUGCUUCCCUUUGUUGGUAGAAAAUGUUAGAAAAUAAUAAUGUAGAAUGUCAUCAAGUACCAUGGUUCUGAGAUUAAAUGUAUCAACAGUAUUUGAAGAAAAGUUGGUAAGAAGUAAAAAAAAAAACCUACUGAUGAGAUUGUUACUAUUCACGCUCAUAAUCAUUUCCAUUAAAAACUUCAUUCAAAUAAACAGCUUUUUAUUAAGUUAUGAACUAAAGAAUUUUUGAAAAUGUUUGAAAACAU
Messenger RNA from Syngnathus acus (greater pipefish), 1914 nucleotides. RefSeq names its product calcium binding protein 2a (gene cabp2a). Gene Ontology annotation, molecular function: calcium ion binding. Lineage: Eukaryota; Metazoa; Chordata; Actinopteri; Syngnathiformes; Syngnathidae. The transcript has 7 exons. The coding region runs from base 388 to 1110 and encodes 240 amino acids. The record is from RefSeq and is a predicted model, not a curated record.